AUGUCCGACUCUUCCAAACUUCGAAUCGCUAUCAUUGGAGGUGGUAUUGCUGGCCUUGCAGCGGCAAUUGCACUUCAGAAGCAUAAUGGAAUUGAUGUGCAGUUGUAUGAACGAGCGACGGAGAUCCGUGAGAUAGGUGCCAGUAUUGCUCUAGGACCAAAUGGAAUGCGAACGCUGGAGAAGUUGGGCGUCGAUGAAGCUCUUAGUAGGGACAUUGCCUUUCCCAAUGUAUCCGGGCACCCUAUGAUAUACAGACACUGGGCGACCAACGAGAUUGUCUCCGUCGACAAUCAUCAUGGUCAUGUGGAAGAACGACAUCGUACGAGCCGUUUCUAUCGACCACAUCUACAACAAGCAUUACUAUCGCAUGUUGAACCUCGUCGCGUUCAUCUUCAGAAGACCUUCUCGGCGGUAGAGAUUGACUCCGUUACCAACACGUUGUCUGUGUCAUUCGCCGAUGGUUCUGUCGUCGAAGCAGAUGUUCUCCUUGGUGCCGACGGAAUCAAAUCAGCUGUUCGACGCCACUUUGUGCCGACUUCAGCUCCUAGAUGGACUGGAUGGGUGGCUUUUCGAUCCGUCUUCGAUGCGAGCCUCGUAGAGCACAUCCCCAGCGUGCUCGACGAAGCAAGUCAUUGGUGGGGAYCAGAUCGCACCUUUUUCGCUUCGAGGUUGGGUAAGAAUGUAUUCACGAUUGUCGGUGGCAACCAAAGCGACCCUGAUGCGCCUGAUGCACCUUUUAAAGACUCCGUCUGGAACACGGACGAUAAUGUGGAGAGUGUAAAGGACAUGUACGCGGACUGGCACCCUGUGAUUAGGCAAUUGUUGGACGUUACACCCAGCAUUCGACAUUACCCAAAUACUUUCGCUUCGGGUUUGGAGUCGUGGGUGCAUGGGAAUGGACGAGUCACGUUUGCAGGAGAUGCGGCACAUGCGCAUGGCGGGGCGUUUGCGGCUGGGGGAUCAUUGGCUUUGGACGAUGCGUAUGCUUUUGCAAUGGCGAUGUUGCACGUCUACCCUCCAGGAUCGCAGAAACCGGAUCAAGACCAGAUUAUCAGAGGUUUGAAAUUGUAUGAGAGUACCAGGAAACCGCAUACAGAUCGCGUUUUGUCAACGGUUCAUGCGAAGAAUGAACAAGCUAUUAAGAGAGUUGGGAAAGUAGAGACGGAUGAGCAACUCAGGAGGAGGAUGCUUGCGAGAGAAGAUCUUUACUGGGUUCAUGAACAUGAUGUCGAUGCUACGUUUGCGGACGUUUUGGCGCAAGAAAAGGUCGAACUUCAAUCACGGCUUCAAUCUUCUAUUCUACCGGACCAGCGACAAGCUCCGCAAUCCGUCUGUGCAUAA
Ramularia collo-cygni is the source of this 1341-nucleotide messenger RNA. RefSeq names its product related to salicylate 1-monooxygenase. The transcript is spliced from 2 exons. The record is from RefSeq and is a predicted model, not a curated record. Gene Ontology annotation, molecular function: FAD binding; monooxygenase activity. The coding region runs from base 1 to 1341 and encodes 446 amino acids. NCBI's taxonomy places the organism in Eukaryota, Fungi, Ascomycota, Dothideomycetes, Mycosphaerellales, Mycosphaerellaceae.